UCCGAGUGGCCGUCGAGUGUGGACGGAGCGCGCGAUCUGAAGGCGAGCUGAAGCGAGCAGCCAACUUUCUUUAACAAAUUAACCCAUCUGUUCAAAACUUAUUUAUAUACAUGCGCUGUCCUUUGGACUGAAUUAAACUGUUCUCAGUUGGGCUUUCAGCUCGUUUGUCGACCCCCGCGCUGCUUGUGAAGUGCAGAGCCGUAUCAUUGGUCACUUUUUUCACUCGCAGCUGGGCUGCUGGAUCUUCUCCAACGAGCCAACACAUGCGGUUUCCCCGGAGCUGCCCGUCUUCGCGGACAUCUGAGCUCCGUGUGUCCUCAGCCUCUGUUCUGAGGUGUGCUCAGUCGGCAGCUGCUGGUGUGUUUCGCUGCUGCUGCUGCUGCAUGGCAGCUCGUCGCCCUGCUCUCCUUCCCAUGUGAGGAGCCGUGCCAACGCCUUUUUUCACUGUGACACGCUUCGCUGUUGUGCGAGAACUGCAACGUUGGUGCUGCGACCACUUUUCACUCGUUUCGCGUCUACCUUGGAGCAGCGAGCAGGCGGCUGGCGGGCGGAACAUGGGCUGCACAUUAAGCGCAGAGGACAAAGCGGCGGUGGAGAGGAGUAAAGAGAUUGAUCGCAAUCUGAGGGAAGAUGGAGAGAAGGCAUCCAGAGAAGUCAAACUACUGUUGCUCGGUGCUGGAGAAUCAGGGAAAAGCACAAUAGUUAAGCAGAUGAAGAUCAUCCAUGAAGAUGGCUAUUCAGAUGAAGAGUGUAAGCAGUACAAAGUGGUGGUGUACAGCAACACAAUCCAGUCCAUCAUUGCUAUCAUCAGGGCCAUGGGCCGUUUAAAGAUUGACUUUGGCGACCCUGCGAGAGCAGAUGACGCUCGUCAGUUAUUCGUGCUGGCCGGUACAGCGGAGGAAGGGGUCAUGACUCCUGAGCUGACCGGAGUCAUCCGCAGACUGUGGAAGGAUGGUGGAGUCCAGAGCUGCUUUGCCAGGUCUAGAGAAUACCAGCUCAAUGACUCGGCCUCCUAUUAUCUAAAUGAUCUGGAGAGGAUAUCCCAGCAGGGCUACAUGCCCACGCAGCAAGAUGUGCUGAGGACUCGAGUCAAAACCACUGGCAUCGUAGAGACGCACUUUACCUUUAAAGAGCUCUAUUUCAAGAUGUUUGACGUAGGUGGUCAGCGUUCUGAGAGAAAGAAGUGGAUUCACUGCUUUGAGGGCGUUACAGCCAUCAUCUUCUGCGUGGCGCUGAGCGAUUAUGACCUGGUGCUGGCCGAGGAUGAAGAGAUGAACCGAAUGCAUGAGAGCAUGAAGCUGUUCGACAGCAUCUGCAACAACAAGUGGUUCACUGACACGUCCAUCAUCCUCUUCCUCAACAAGAAGGACCUGUUUGAAGAGAAGAUCAGGAGGAGUCCUCUCACUAUCUGCUACCCUGAAUACUGUGGUUCCAACACGUACGAGGAGGCAGCAGCCUACAUUCAGUGCCAGUUUGAGGAUCUGAACAGGCGGAAGGACACCAAGGAGAUCUACACCCACUUUACCUGUGCCACAGACACCAAGAAUGUGCAGUUUGUCUUUGAUGCAGUCACUGAUGUCAUCAUCAAAAACAACUUAAUCGAGUGUGGACUCUACUGAAGCAUCAUGUUUUAGUGCCAAGUCACUGAACGGAGUGGGACUAAUGGGAGCAUGCCUGAUUGGAUGGAUGUCACUGGUGCUGCCUGUAUUGGACUCCAGUCAGUGGGGGACGAUGACUAGAUACAGACUGCUGCUACCAUGCUGCAUAUACACCGUAGUUCUUACUGUGCAUUUUGGAGAAACUCUCUUAAUACCCCCACAUCUAUUGGCAGUCCUUAUGUCUGUCUUUAAUUCCCUGUUGGAACAUAGUGAGGUCAAGAUGGGUGAGUGUUUUCUGUUCAUGUUUUAAUUACCAGGUUCACUUCAGCCAUGGAGUUUCCAUUGGGUAUUACAGUAUACAACGUAUAUGAAGUAGUUCUAUGCACGCAUUGAUUAAAAAUCCAAAAAACAAUGGAUAGCAUCAACAUACAUGUUCACAUCUGUUAGACUGUUACCACCUUGGAAAUUUGUUUUCCUUGAGAUGCAUCAGCUCUUUUUCUAAAAGAGGAAUAUCUAAGUAUCAUCCGCUACAUAACUGUGAUUUCACAGCUUUAGAGCAGAGGUUCCCAACCAAUGAGCCGUGAGUUGUUUUAGUACAGUAUGGCAGAGAGCAGUGGGGAGUUUAUUAGCCUAACUGAUAACCUCCACCAUUUAUUAAUAUUAUUGUUAAUGUAAUUAAUGAGUAUUAGUAUUUUUUUAUUUAUGGUUAAUUGUUGAUAUAAAUAAUGUCCAUAAAUGAACUUUUAAGGGCCUAUAUCCUACCUAUUACCUGUGUUUUCUUAUUUUCUCUGAUGUCCACUUAUGACAUUUGUACCAGAACCAGACAUUCAUUUUACAUGACUAUUUUCCAGUCUCUUUAUCUUGGACAACAGGUUGUUUUCAUUACUGUGCCUUUAACACUGAUCUGUGUAAAUGUUCUCUGUUCUGACUGACUGUCAUGUGUUGUGCUUCAUUCAAAAAGCAGUCCUCCCUGAAAGUCUUUUUAAAUUCAGUGUGAAUGGCCAGUAGACAGAAUAGACUAUUUUAUGUAAAUGUUUUGUUUUCUGUAACAUCACAACAGCUGUUAAUUGAAAACAGGUUGACUUGCAAGUUAGUUCUUAUAUAUAUGGGCUGUAUAGACUGAGGGAGUGAACAGUACAUUUUGAAACAGUAACAUUUUUUUAUGUUACACCAGUUUUCUUUCAAUUGAGUGAGGAAAAUUGAGUUUGCCUAUUGCCAGGCCUUUAAAUAAUAAUACAGUUUUUAAUAUAUUGAAUGAGGCAAUUGAGCUAAUUGUUUACAUCAUUGUAAACAAUGCACACAAAUACACCCUCCCACCCUCAAUGGUAUAUCAAAAGUGGUGUGGGCACCGGUUCGGUCUGUGUUGAAAAGGUUGGGACCCCUGCUCUAGAGCACAUCUUGUUUUUCUCAACAGUUGUAUAUGUAAGUUAUUGACAUUAAGAUGUAGCUUUCAAUUCUUCCAUCUUUUUCGAAUUCGGUUUCAGUGAAACCGAAACACAUCAAGCUGUAUACUUUAGCUGAGCGUUUGUUUCAUCAUGACUGCAGCUUCAGUAUUUCAGGUUUGAAGUUUGGCAUAGGUUUCUGAUCGCUCUUACUUGCUUCAUCACUAGAAAGAAAGUUGUAGCUAAAUACUUUUGCUUAUUUUUGCCUUUUGUUCCGUUUCUUUUUGACAAACUAGAAAUGGACCACUUUAUGAGAAGCAUAUUUUAUUAUUUGGUAUGUGUUCACAAUAAGUAUGUGUGGAUAGUUGUUAAAUAAAUCCAAGACUGCAUGGUACUGGGACUUUAACGCGCAGGCCGAGACCAUUGUAAUAAUUAUUGUAGAAAGAAAUUGUGACACUUGCAUGGAAGGAGAAAUUGCUUUCACGGCUUGAUAUUCUAAAGGUAAUUUCCUCUAUUUCUUCUCUUUUUAAACUGCUGGGCCCUUUAUAACCUACCCGGGUGUUUGUCAGUAUCUCAGAUGUGUUUAUCUUUAUAUAAAUAGUUUUUACUCAUUUUGCAAAAUGGCCUAAAGUGACUCAGUUGUACUGGUUUUCUCUUACCAGUAAUAUUAAAUACAGAAUCCAAAAAGAGAAUACUUCAUGAGUUACACUUGCACAAUGCCACACUAGAAUUCCACAGCAAAAGCUAAAGCAUAGAAUAUAUAUUUGAAAACUGUAAUUUUAAAACAUUUAAAUUUUUUAUUAACUAUUUGAGAGGUGAACCUACUUCCAUUGGAUUAGUGUUAUAAAUGGCCCAGAAAUGAAAAGGUGCAAUUCACCUUUAAGGUCUUUUGUUGUAUAUGCUUUGUUUAAUCCUGUGGAUUUUUGUCCUGUAAACCAUACUGACUGAACAUGAAGUGUUUUGUAAUGUGCACGUUUAAACUGGCGAACAUGUUCCAUCAUGUUAUUUGAUUGAGCCUGUAGCUUGCCGUCUGCUUCGCACAGGUUCAAUUUUGUCCAAAAUCACAUACUCAGUAUAAUGCAGUGCACACAAUAGUAUUAUUAUCCAUCUUUGGAAAUAUGAGUCACAUUUUCACAGGUGGAUUUUGAGCUAGUCUCCUUUACACUGCAGGUGCUUAUGAUUGUACAGCACUCUACUCCUUUACUGCUUGAAGAGCAUUUUAAACACAGUGCUUUUUGUGUCCUUUUUCUAUAAUGGGCCACUAAUAUCUAUUAAAACACUGAAUUAGAAAAUCCAAA
This is a messenger RNA of Pygocentrus nattereri (red-bellied piranha), 4278 nucleotides long. RefSeq names its product guanine nucleotide binding protein (G protein), alpha inhibiting activity polypeptide 3 (gene gnai3). Lineage: Eukaryota; Metazoa; Chordata; Actinopteri; Characiformes; Serrasalmidae. The transcript is spliced from 9 exons. The record is from RefSeq and is a predicted model, not a curated record. Gene Ontology annotation, biological process: adenylate cyclase-modulating G protein-coupled receptor signaling pathway. Gene Ontology annotation, cellular component: heterotrimeric G-protein complex. Gene Ontology annotation, molecular function: GTPase activity; G-protein beta/gamma-subunit complex binding; GTP binding. The coding region runs from base 555 to 1619 and encodes 354 amino acids.